Messenger RNA from Peromyscus californicus insignis, 858 nucleotides. It is a transcript of the gene Hoxa4, whose product is annotated as homeobox A4. Gene Ontology annotation, biological process: anterior/posterior pattern specification; regulation of transcription by RNA polymerase II; embryonic skeletal system morphogenesis. NCBI's taxonomy places the organism in Eukaryota, Metazoa, Chordata, Mammalia, Rodentia, Cricetidae. Gene Ontology annotation, molecular function: RNA polymerase II cis-regulatory region sequence-specific DNA binding; DNA-binding transcription factor activity, RNA polymerase II-specific. Gene Ontology annotation, cellular component: nucleus. The coding region runs from base 1 to 858 and encodes 285 amino acids. The transcript has 2 exons. The record is from RefSeq and is a predicted model, not a curated record.
AUGACCAUGAGCUCGUUUUUGAUAAACUCCAACUACAUCGAGCCCAAGUUCCCUCCCUUCGAGGAGUUCGCGCCGCACGGCGGCCCGGGCGGUGGGGACGGCGGCGCGGGCGGGGGUCCCGGCUUCCCGCGGCCCCAGACCACCCCGCACCUGCCGGCCCCGAACCUGCACGCCGCCCGCCAGCCCCCAGCCUACUACGCGCCGCGGGCGCGCGAGUCCAGCUACCCCGGGGGCCUGUACCCCGCGCCCGCCUCCGCCUGCCCCUACGCCUGCCGCGGCGCCAGCCCCGCGCGACCCGAGCCGUCCCCGGCCCCCGGCGCGCACCCCAGCCCGGCCCCGCAGCCCCCCGCGCCCCCUCGGCACUGCGCUCCAGGCCCCGCCACCCCGGCUGUCGCGACGGGGGGCAGCGCCCCCGCGUGCCCGCUGCUGCUGGCGGACCAGGGGCCGGCGGGCCCGAAGGGCAAGGAGCCCGUGGUGUACCCCUGGAUGAAGAAGAUCCACGUGAGCGCCGUCAACCCCAGUUAUAACGGAGGCGAGCCCAAGCGCUCUCGAACUGCCUAUACCCGGCAGCAGGUCUUGGAGCUGGAGAAGGAAUUCCACUUUAACCGCUACCUGACCCGGCGGCGCCGCAUCGAGAUCGCCCACACGCUCUGCCUGUCUGAGCGCCAGGUCAAGAUCUGGUUCCAGAAUCGGAGAAUGAAGUGGAAGAAAGACCACAAACUUCCCAACACCAAGAUGCGAUCUUCCACCCCUGCCUCGGCCCCUGCCGGCCCUCCUGGAAAAGCACAAACUCACAGCCCCCACCCCCAUCCCCACCCUCUACCUAGUGCCUCCACACCCAUUCCCUCCUCCAUAUAA